Molecule: messenger RNA, 1014 nt
Organism: Aureobasidium subglaciale EXF-2481
Lineage: Eukaryota; Fungi; Ascomycota; Dothideomycetes; Dothideales; Saccotheciaceae
Exons: 2
Coding region: 1-1014 (337 amino acids)
Source: RefSeq, a predicted model, not a curated record
AUGACAUCCAGCAAUGAGAUCUUUGAGUUGUGGAGUGACUCGCAGCAGGAUCUGAUUCAAUGGCUUGCACCGUACAUGCCCACAUGUGUUGCCCUAUACAGGCGCAUUCAAUUUGGACACUUCACACCAGAUUCUCGACUGCUCAGUUCCAUCAACUUUGCCAGCCCAGUUCACCAGACUGAGGCUAACCGUCCCUGGAUAAUUGCAUUCGUUGAUCGGACUUGUAGGCCAGAAACAGAAGUAUGGCUGAGUGCCAGUUGGGAGCAUAAAGUACUGGCGAAUGACUCGACGCGGCUUCCACAAGAAGACGAUCUAGUCAGGUCUAUGGUCCGAGAGAUUGGCAAGCUCAAGACUCCUGCUCGAUCCGAAAAUGCUGCUGCAAGCUCAGUACGCACCAACGGCAAUGGAAGCAUUAGCAACAACCAUUUCGAGAGGCACUUGGAUAACGAGAAUGUCGCCUUGUUUGGAGCCGUCCAUAGCUCCACUGCUGAGAUUCUCAAGAGCCUGGGCUUCAUCGACCCAAGUUUCAUUGGCCACGAUGCACCGUAUCGAAAAUACAUCUUCGACUUCAAAAACAGCAUAAGUUCUCGAAGUCUUCCACCCGGUUAUGUGUACGGCAAGGUCGAUCCCAAAGACUACGAGCUAGUCAAGUCGCGCACGCAAAUUCCUCGACAAGACAGGACUCUAUGCCAGCUACCCAGUGUUGCGAUAUACUAUACAGAUUCCCAAGUCUCAGCCGACGAACCGAUUGCUUGGGGUUUUCUAGGACUAGACGCCUCACUUACGACCCUCCAUGUCGAGCCAUCACAUAGAGGUCUGGGCCUGGCUAAGAGCCUAAGCCUCAAGCUUUUUGCAGGCGAGAUGAAAGCAUACGGACCAGACGAUCCUCUUGUUGGCGGAAUAGUCACCCAUGCGGAUGUGGCAACAGACAACGUUUCAAGUCAAAGAGUAUGCGAGAGCUUGGGAGGGAAGUGGUAUUUUGAAGUUUUUUGGAUACGAGUCUCUGUAGUAUAA